Thamnophis sirtalis is the source of this 4811-nucleotide messenger RNA. Its product is annotated as CMP-N-acetylneuraminate-beta-galactosamide-alpha-2,3-sialyltransferase 2. The record is from RefSeq and is a predicted model, not a curated record. Gene Ontology annotation, molecular function: beta-galactoside (CMP) alpha-2,3-sialyltransferase activity. NCBI's taxonomy places the organism in Eukaryota, Metazoa, Chordata, Lepidosauria, Squamata, Natricidae. Gene Ontology annotation, cellular component: membrane. Gene Ontology annotation, biological process: sialylation.
GGCUACCAUCUUAACUUUUUUUGAACAUUUCCUGCAGAUGCCACUGUCUCUAUCACACUCGAUCCAGUCUAUAGACAGGCUGAUUCAACUAUCUACUUCCUCUUCUCUUCCCAGUAGGAGGAGGGGAAAGGGAGGGGGGCUGGGUGUAACAUGAAUAGUCUAAUUGACAGGAAAGGAAGGGAAAGGAGAUGAGGAAAGGAGACUGUUAACUGAAUACGUUAGUGGGGGGAUGAAAAGAAAUCUUAUGUUCUUAAGUAAAAGGUUUAGGUCCACAUACAAACAACUCCUACCCUAAAGUAUCUCCCAUUAUUCAUCAGUUUGUCUGUAGCUAGUUGCAUUUCUUAUUGAUUUGCCUACUUGGGCUAAAAAAACCUCUACCGGAAGUCUUUGAAUGUUAGCUGAGUAAUUUAUAUCUCAGUUUAGGUGACCAAAACUGAAAUGAAAGCAAGAAAAUAUGUCUACCCACCAACAUCCCUUGAUGACUCCACAGCUUUCCCAAAAUAUGCGGGUCCAAAUUUCAGUGGUCCUUUUGCAUUUUUAAGAAUUGAGGGAGCUAAGGGGCAAUUGCUACGUUCAGUCUUGCAGAUGUUGAGGCAUUCUUUUCAGUCUUUGAAGUUCUUCUUCUAAUGUCUCCACCCACUUUCAGUGGGUAAACUUUGAUGUGCCAUUCAAAGCCUGGGGUGAACCUCAAGUUGAGUCUUGCAUUUCUGAUAUUGGUUAAAACUGUUGUUGGUACAAAGAAUAAUUUGACUUGUCAACAUGGAAAGACAUUGCACUUAACAUGUAUGAGCACAGAAUAGUAAUGCCACCUGAAGACAAAUACACAUUGUUGCAGGUUAACAAGACAUUGAUUUCUCCCCCCUUUGUUUAUUUAUGGUUUUGGUUUAGUAUGCUGUGUAGCCUGUUCAGUUGCUUGGUAAACCAUGAUUUAAUGCUUUAGUGAAGAAACUGAUUUAUUGCCCUGUUUCUCCCCUGAAAAUAAGCCCUCCCCUAAAAUAUUGCAACAUAGCAGCAGCCAUAAGGUGACCAUGCUUGUCACCUCCUGCACCUCAAAAAUAAUAAGAUCUCCCCAACAAUAAGGCCAAGCGCUUAUUUCAGGGAAGCACGGUAGUAAAGCAAUGAUUAUGAUUUACUUUACUAUGUCAAAUCCAACCAGUAAAUAAGAAUGUUGAAAUAACUAAUUAUUAAAAUCUCUAUAGCCACUCCUGCCUGCCCAACCCAGGUGUCCCACUUGCCAGAUGCCAGAUUUUCUUCUGUUUACACAAGCAACAUGAGCCAUUGCCAGAAAUGCAGACCUUGCCAUCUCUUGUUCUUUCCUUCUCUUCCUCGUACAAUGUGUGCCUUUCUUGGUAUUUGCUUCACUUUUUCCAUGUGCUUUUUCUUCCUCUUUCAUUUUGUGUAUUUAUAAGUCGUUACUGACUAUCAAAGGUGACACCAGCCAGAGCAUAGAAUAAUUCAAAGAAGUAGUGCAAGAUUUACAUGACAUGGAUAGCCCACCUGGCCCAUAGAAUUGCCACAAAUUGGACAUGGCUGAAUGGAUAACAUCAUAAACAACAACAACAACAACAACAACAACCCACUUCUGCACUUAUUCUCAACUGUAAAUCUCACAGAAUUCAGUAGAGUUGAGUCCCAGCUUGUGUGUUUCAGCAUUCUGAAGAUAUGGCGUCUCACUAUAAGUAUCUACCAGCAGAAUGCUACAAUCUAGUUUGGUUUUUCUUGGUCUUGAAGUUCUGAAUAGCAAGACAUCCAGUAUAGUGAGACUUUAUCUACUUUGAAAACAAUCUAAUAAUACCCGAAUAAAGGAUUUAGUUGCAAUUAUAUCACCCAGCGUGAUGAUUUUUUUCUGUCAAAAAUGUCUAAACUAGGAAUUUAAACUGAACUGAUGGAGUGAACAAUGAUGUGUAAAAAGCAGCUGUGGAUAAUUCUGGCACUGUGCUUUGCACUUUCCAUCUGGAAGAUGUAUAUUUCUGUUUCAUCUGUGUCCAAAAGUCUUGAUGAGUGGCUGCAACAAAACUCAUUAAUGGAAGAAGAAAUGUGUUACCAUAACAAAUGUAUUGGCCUAAGCAGUUGGGAUUGGUUUUGUGAUCACUUUGAUGCCUCGGUAAACUGCCUACUGACUCUUGAAAACUCUGAUAUUCCACCAGAAGUUCUUCAGUGGUGGCUGAAGCUACAAAGAUCAAAAGAUGGCAGCCAAAUUCAGAAGAUGGUAAAAUAUCUGUUUGACCUCCUUCAAUCACCCACUGCUAAAACUCAGGAUAUUGUUCAUUGUGGAACCUGUGCUGUGGUGGGAAACUCAGGAAGGCUGAGGGGCUCUAAAUAUGGAAAGAAGAUAGAUUCUCACAAGUUUGUGAUGAGAAUGAACACUGCACAGGUUACAGGUUUUGAGGAAGAUGUUGGCACACGAACCACACACCAUUUCAUGUACCCAGAAAGUGCGAUGAAUCUCCGUCCUAAUGUACAUCUUGUACUAAUCCCUUUCAAACCUCUGGAUCUCAAAUGGUUGGCCAGUGCUCUUUCAACAGGAGAUAUUCAGCAAACAUACAGAAAAGUUAGACGAUUUAUUAAAGCCGACAAAAGUAAGAUUCUAAUAAUUCACCCUGGUUUCCUGAAAUAUAUCCACGACAAAUGGACACGGCAUCAUGGAAAGUAUCCUUCCACUGGGUUGAUUGCACUGAUGUUUGCCAUUCAUACCUGCACACGGGUUUCUGCCUUUGGCUUUGGUGCAGACAUCCAUGGGAAUUGGCAUCACUACUGGGAAGACAACCUUUACGCAGGAGCCUUUCGCAAGUCUGGAGUACACAAUGGCACUGUUGAGCUACAACUCAUUGAAAGGCUGACCAUUGAAGGCAAAUUGGAAUUCUAUAAGUAGUUUAUACUUUAUACUAUGCGUCUAAGCUUGCUGAAUCAGAUUGAAAUAGGGAUAAUGCCUUUCCAAAAUGUCUUACAAUCUUACAGUUCUUCACAUUAAGAUUUUUUUAAAUUUCAUCUGUUCCGGUUUCAAAGAAAAGCAAAAUGAGAAUAAAACACAAGAAGAUGAGACAUUUCAGUUCAUUUCCUGCACCAAAUAUUAAAAACAUGAGUAACAUGGUUCUGCUUUUCUGAAUUGAUGUAUUUUAGAACAACAGAGACUAUAAGCACUAUUUGUUACUACCUUCAGCUUUUGCUUCCUUCUCUGAGUAUGAAACCAUAGACAGAACAAUUCAGAUUUACUAGCUGUGUUUUUGACAGCAGAAGAAAUUGGGAGCAUUAAAAGAAACAUAUUUCUGAUUAUUUUCAGAAUAGGUGUUUGAAUGUGAAAUAUAUCUUUGAAUGUGAAAGUUAGGCUUUUUCAUAACUAAUUUGGUGUUUCCCCUUCCCUCCAUCACAAUUUAUAAAUCAAGUUCUCAAUAAAUUAUCCAGAUUUUUAAUAUUAUUUGAAUAUUACUUGAAAAUGAUUUUUUUACUAUUAUUUGAAAUGAUUGCUGGAACUAUGUUUAUUAAAUGUAUAUACAUAUUGCUGUUUGGGGUGAUUCUAGAUAUAUUACAACAGUCAUUAUUUAGGACUAUGUAAUACACUAACUUGCUACUCUACAUUAGCUUCAUCAAUUCUAGACCCUAUCAUACCAUGUUAAGUUUAAUAUUAGUGAUAAUGGGAACAUUCACAUUAUUUGAUUUUUUAAUGUAAAUCUUUAUUUAAACAAUGGUAAGCCAAAUAGCCAAUGAUAUGGUUCAUAACACAGUUUUCUAUGAUAGUAGAUCAAUUUUUGUUGGCAUGGCCAUUCCCAUGAUUAGACAUAUUGUAUGAUAAACUUUUUCUCUGUGAAGAAAAACUGAAAUGCAAGAUAAAUCUAUUGCACUGGGCAAAAAAUACACUAUUAUCUAAAUACUUUUAUGUUGCUCCAAUUAGAGAAUGAAUAAGUAAAUAAAAGGUCAGAUUCACACCCAACCCUACUUAAUUGACCCCUGCUCUUGUCUCCAACUGCUCUGAUGGGUUUUAAGCAGAGAACCGCCCUCUCCACACAAUGUUUAAUCUAAUACCCCAAACCUGGAAAAUCCUGACCAGCUGUUCCUGCUCAGUUUGUAUUAUUCUUUAACCCAGGGCUGUCAGGCUCACAGCCCGCGGCCCAGAUGCAUCACCUGCUGGCCAUGCCCAGUUUAGCAAAGGGGGAAAAAUCCCGAUAGCACAUUGCUGUGACAUUUGAUACCCCUGCUUUAUUCCAUUAUGACUCUCAUCACUUUAAAAAACAUCAGUGCGGUACCUAACCACUGAUAGAUUAUUAUCCACCCUAAAUGUCAUUCAGUGCUGCACUUUAGCCAUUGCUGCUCUCAAAAAGAUAACACAUAAAUGAUGUGAUCAGUAAAACAGCAAAAAAUCAGUUACAUGGCUAUAGACAUUUAAGUUAAUGCCAGGAAGAGUAAAGUGCAAUAGUGGUACAUUUGACAUAUAUCCUCAAGAUGGAGUGGAAACCAGCGAGGAAACAAUUUGUACUGUAGGGUCCAAAAUAUUUGGCCUAGAGUAGGCAUAAAUUCAAUAGAUCAUAUUACCCUAAUAAUAAACAAACAUUAUCACAACCAUAAAUAAUCACCUUACCUGAUCAAUCGUCACAAAGAUUAAUAGGAUUUUCCCGUCAGCUGGAAAGUGAGAUGAAGAAUGAGCUACUAAUAAAUAUAGGAGGCAUUGGGAAAAAGAGGUGUGAGACAGGAGCCAAUAACUUCACCCUGUAUUGUGCGAAUAUUCUAAUCAAGUUUAGAAAAUGAAUUCCUAAACAUGUGACCUAUUGCAAACUGGGGUUAGAAUUAAAGUAUUAUGUAACAAUGAAUAGGGAAAA